Molecule: messenger RNA, 2688 nt
Organism: Sphaerodactylus townsendi
Lineage: Eukaryota; Metazoa; Chordata; Lepidosauria; Squamata; Sphaerodactylidae
Gene: JPT2
Product: Jupiter microtubule associated homolog 2
Exons: 5
Coding region: 119-691 (190 amino acids)
Cellular component (GO): nucleus
Source: RefSeq, a predicted model, not a curated record
CGGCCGCUUUGGCCAAUCGGCUGCCAAGGGCGCGCCACUCUUGGCCUGAAGAGGCCACCAGCGUGGCGUUGGAGCUGUGGCUGCGGGAGAGAAGCGGCGUUCCGGGAUUUGGCUCGUCAUGUUCCAGGCGGCGGAGACCGACUCGGCCAAGCCGAGCUCGAGGGUACUGAAACCACCUGGAGGGGGCUCCAGCAACCUCUUUGGAUGUCCAGAAGAGGUCUCCUCCUCUGUCAGACCACACAAGAUGGCAUCAAACAUCUUUGGAGCCACCGAAGAACCUCAGAACAUCCCAAAGAAAACAAAUCCUCCAGGUGGAAAGGUCAGCGGCAUCUUUGAGGACCAUAAACCUAACCCUUGUCGUCAGCUCACAAAUCCACCUGGUGGGAAAGCAAGCAAUAUCUUUGGAUCUCCCGAACCCGUCAACCCUGUCAGAGCGCACCCGAACAAGCCUAAGGAUCACAUUGUAUUGUGCGACAGAGGGGAGUCACCCCGGGAACUAAAACCAAAUGCUCCAAAAGACCAAAGACUGCAGGCGGCAGAUGCAUGUGAAAAGAAAGAGCCGCAGAAAGAAGCCCCCAAAGAACCGGGACCCAAGAUGGAAGACCACGAACCUCGGCUGGGACCACGGCCACGAUCACACAACAAAGUUUUGAACCCCCCCGGGGGCAAGUCCAGCAUUUCAUUCUACUAGGGUGCAAAGCUCUUUCCUCUUCCCCAACGGAGUCAGCCCAGAAACGCGACCCCACGUAUUUGAAGGCAGAACUUACAGGCUAGCUUGGGUGGUGUUUGCAGGAGGAGGGGCUCGAUGGUUUGGCUGCAGGCAGAAAUCAGUGUUUGGCUGCAGGCAGAAAUCAGCGUAGAGCUGUAUUUCUCAGCUUUAAAGAUAAAGACCAGAUGCACGAAGGUGUUUUUCUAUCUGCACUAGACAGAGCACAGUGGGGAGGCUGGCUUGAAUUCUGAAGGUCGGUGUGAACAGGGGGGGCGGGGGGAGACGGGGACACUCCUGCAGUCUGUCUUGUAGAAAAAUGUGGGCAGAGGAGGGGAGAGAGAGCAAGUCACCUUCUGGUUAAAGAUCUUGCUUGAAACAUAUCCUGCAACCACUGAUUAUCUGAAGCGGCCUCCGAAGCCUUUAACUUUGUGACGGUUGCCUUGGCAACAUUUGCUCCCGCGAUCUGUGCUGACAGAAAUGCCCUGCACAGUCCCUCGUCCAGGUGCUUAAGGGGGUGUGGACGUGAGGAUGGCGCUGAGGGUGUUUGCUGUCGCAGGUGGAAUUUUAACCCUCCGCGUGCCUGUGAAAAGUCUGCCGACCCACUCUUUGUAACCUUAGACCUUGAAGCUGAGCCAAGCAGGCCGCCGAGAUGGCUCUAUUACAUCCCAUCGCUGGCCUCCAAGUCAAAACAGAUGCUCGGAAGGUGCUCGCUUCCUUUGGGCUCUGAACCGCCCCUGCCCUGGAAAACCAACCGGACAGGUCUGGUUCUGUGCUGACUCUGUUGGCAUCUUUGCUUUCCCGCCUUCUCAACCUUCAGUAGCCUUUGGCAGCCAGUUCUGCCUAGCCUAUGGGGCCGCCUCAAUCCCAGGAGAUGGUAUCAGUAUUUCUGACGAGACGGUGGUUUGUGUGUAUUCCGCCCCUUCUUUCUCCUGCUAGUCCAGGUGAGGGAAGGAGGGUCCAUGGAAAACGGUGGCAGGGGGCUGUAGUGGCCCCUUUCCCCAACGUUAUACCAUACCAGCUCCAGGGGACGAUUUGGCCAGCCUGUCUGGGAAAGGACUGUCCUGCCAGGUCACUUACCUUAAGCUGUAGCUGCCUUAAGCUGUCUCUUUCUCUUCAUCUGGUCAGGGACAGUUCCAGAUUCCUUGCAAUACGAUGCUUUUGCCGCACGUGGGCUGUCGACAGUAGUUUGCGAUUGUAUUUCUUGCGACCUCUCUCGCAGGGUUUCUGGUUGCAGGGGAAGCCGAGGAGAAGUUUCUUCGAUUUCAAUCACUUUCCUUAGCAUUUAUUCUUUGCGAAUAGUAUCCCGGGAUUGUCGACAGUGGUGUGGCUUGCCCCUUAACUCCAUCCUGUGUAGAGAUUUCGCAGGCGUGCCAAAGAACAAAGGUCUGUUUAUGGAACCGCUCUUGAUGCAUCAGCAGAAAUGCAGGCUCGCUGGUUCUGAGGAGUUAGCGCUGUGCCAGAUGUCGAGACGAAACUGGAGUUCUUUUAGGAUCCGGAUGCUUUUAACGAAUGCAGAGCAAGUGAUUUCUGGGUUCUUUGGGAGGGGAGAAUGGCCGUGGGGGUCACUUUUUAUGACAUCUUUUGCGGUGAGAAUCUGCUCCCUUUAAACUGGUGCUGAACAUGAAUGAACCCUGGAGUGAGUUUGUCCCAAAAGGGCCGAAGACUGGCGUUUGGCGACUCUUAAGCCAGAGCUUGCUCUUCUGUGUAGUUUGCAUUUUGGACUUUCUACUACGAAAGUUAAACCAUGCGGGGCUGAAAUUUUAAAAAAGUGCAUUUUCACCUGUGCCUCUGUUUUGGGUGGCUUUUCAGCAAAGCCUUAAAUUAUUACUGACUUCGUUGUGCCAUUUUUCCCCUCCCCCAAGAUGUAGCUGGUGGAGGGCACAUCCUGUAUCAAGGCGAAAGGGUGCUGUUCCAAGAGGGUAAUGAAUGGCUCGGAUCUGUGAAUCAUGUACUGCAUAAUAAACAGCCUGAUUUUGCUA